Fusarium subglutinans is the source of this 1032-nucleotide messenger RNA. RefSeq lists its product as uncharacterized. The coding region runs from base 1 to 1032 and encodes 343 amino acids. The record is from RefSeq and is a predicted model, not a curated record. The transcript has 3 exons. NCBI's taxonomy places the organism in Eukaryota, Fungi, Ascomycota, Sordariomycetes, Hypocreales, Nectriaceae.
AUGAACGGCAUCAACCGACGCAUUCUUUUUUGGCUCAACGACAUCCCUCCCCAUUCCCCUUAUCCCGCGCGACUUAUCUCCAAGAAGCGCUCCCUCUCUGUCGGUGGUGUUCUUCCCUCGCCGCCUCACUCACCAGAGUCUGGACCAGAGGAGAUGCCACCAGUCACUCCUGUGGCCAAGAAGCGCAAAACGAUGGGCCAUGUCCCCUCGCUCGCGCGCCGUGGUCAAGUUGAGGAUGAUGACGAGGAGAAUGAGCAGACCCCGAGAGCUGAGCCUUCGCUGUCUGAUGAUCGUGCUUCCCAGCGCACUGGUAGUACUGGUGCAUCUGGUACCUCGUCUCCCACCAAGGCUUUGCGAGCGCUCAAGUAUCAGGAAGAUGGACUUGACCAUGUAAAGCUCGACGUGUCGGACGAUACUCUUCCAGCAUCUCUAGUUGAACUGGCGAACGACAUGCAAGAAAUUGGAAAUGGUGAGGGCGUUGUCCCGGUGUAUCUCAAGGGCGAGAUCAACGAUCUUGGUGAAAAGACGACUGCCCAUGGUCGUUUCAAGCCUUAUAGGUUUGACGACGAUAAAGAGCGUUAUCCGCAGCCCUUGCACCGACAACUCAAACUUGGCGAUGUAUUACAAGUUGUGAGUGACGCUCGAGACUGCGACGAGUAUCAGGCCGAUGAGACGUAUUGGAACAACCAUGUUCACACCUCUCUCCUCAACAUUAUCUUCCGCGGAACCAACCCUUGCCCGACACAGCUUGAUGGUUUCAAAUCCUGCACCACCGCCUCCAUCCUCCCCGAGUACAAGAUCAACGCCACCGCUGGUAAGAAGGUCGACUACGCCAGCUUCAUCAACCCCGAGCAGGACACGCUCCUUCUCAAUGCCACCAAGCUCAUCGACGAAAUUUGCGCUAGCGCCACGGAUAACAGCAUCAACCACACCAGCUUCCAGCGCCUCCUCGAUCGACCUAUUUCCUUCAGUAUUGAGACGAAGCGCGGUGCGCAGAUGGCGCAAAAGGCGGAACUUCAAAUGGGCGUAUAG